This is a messenger RNA of Esox lucius (northern pike), 1895 nucleotides long. RefSeq lists its product as uncharacterized. Bases 225 to 1511 code for a protein of 428 amino acids. The transcript has 15 exons. Gene Ontology annotation, molecular function: signaling receptor activity. NCBI's taxonomy places the organism in Eukaryota, Metazoa, Chordata, Actinopteri, Esociformes, Esocidae. The record is from RefSeq and is a predicted model, not a curated record.
UUUAACCCCACUGGCCUGGAGGAAAGUACACGUUAACUACAAGGAGCAGAGAAGAGCUGAUGGGACCAACAUUCAAUAGCUGCUGACAUUGCACCAAGACUCAUAAACUACUAUUACAACUUCUACUUCUGCAGUAGUGGUACUGUGUCACUAGUUCCCUGUCAGGUUCGAUGGUAAGGUCCCCAGAGCUAAUUCGCUGAAUAUUACGGUGAAAACCACACAGCAUGUCGUGGCUGUUCGCUACAGUGAUGGCCCUACAGCUUGCUGCAGAAGCAGCAGAUGAAGCAGGUGCUGAGAACCCCACAGAUAUGGAGGCAGGGGUGGAGCCCCAGCCAUCGUGCCCAGCCGGGUGGCAUCAGAACGGGCAUCGAUGCUUCUCCUUCUACCCCGUCUGGGCCACCUGGGUCUCAGCUGAGUCCUACUGCUCCCAGCGUGGAGGGAACCUGGCAUCAGUUCACAGUCCAGAUCAACAGGUGUUCAUCCAGGACCUCGUCAGGAAACACACAGACCAACCCGUCUGGAUUGGAGGUUAUAACGUGGCUCAGGAGGGGGUGUGGCUCUGGAGUGAUGGCUCAGCAUUUGAGGAUUUCCCCAGGGAGGAGGAGCCCCGUUACUCUGGACACAAGAACUGUAUGGAACUACACACUGGAGGUGGGCGGGGCUGGAAUGACGCGUCUUGUGAAAAGCUGAGAUUCUAUGUGUGUUCGAUGAAGACUAGAUCUGAUGUAAGGGCACAGUCCAGUCAGAAGAGAAAACCCCAGAUUGAGUUGGCUGCAGGUUUGAGUGUGUAUGACCUCCUCUGGGAAACCAGUGAGAGAGUAGCACAGGAGACCCUCUACUCUGCCUUCCUCAGGGGAAUGUAUUCCAGACGUCUGCCUCCAAAGAGCUACAUUGAUUUCUGCCACCAGGAGGCGCUAUAUCUGACCAGAGUCAUUUCCAUGCUGGAGGAUCUGAUCAAAACAGUGCAGGGCCCGGAAGAUAUCAAGCUGUUUCUACAGGGAACACAUCAGCUCUACCACGAUUCCCUAAAGGAGUACCAGAACCAAGUUCCACAGCGCCUGAACCUGUCCUCUAUCCAGCCCUCUCCAGCCAUUCGUCAGUACCUGCAAAGUUUCCAUGAUGUGGUGAAUGAGGAGCCGAUCUACUGGGUGGUUUCUCUGCUGCCUAGAGCGAUGCUCAGACCAUACCUGGCAAAGCACCACCCCCUGGGGGAGCAGACCAGACCAGGCUCCAGCCCCUGCCUCCUCCCCUGGCUAAGCCUCUUCCCGUGCCCCUGCUACCAGUUGCCCACUAAGUGGAAUGAAGUGUCCCUCUCCAGGUCUCUUGUGGAGAAGUACCAGGCUGUGAUUGACAUCUACAAGGCUGUCAACAUCUUCAGAGUCAACAUGAUCAAUGAGAAGACGCUCUUCACCUCCAGCUGGUUUCCUACUGGUGACGAGGAAGCAGUAGAAGACCAAAACAGCCUUUUGCUGUCUGUAGAAUCUGGUCCGGACUUAACAGUAAGACUGUAGCAGAGCUGCUGUGGAAUGCUGGGAGCUGUUGAUGUGUGUAUUUGUGUGUAGUUUUGUUUUACCGUUAAGAUUAGGACCUGAAGUCCUCUGCCCCCAUCAGGAACUUAUGUUGGUCCCAUGAUGACAAAGUUAACUUUCAACUUAGGGGUUUAAGUUUAAGUCAAACUUUAUGUUAGAAUUUGUUUUCUGUUUAGGUGUGGGAAUUAUAGGUAGGUUUGGCAACAAAGUUUGACAAAUUUUAGGCUUAAGUAUAAGAUUAAUGUGGGAAUGAUAAUCAGUCAUCCUUCUUAAUUAGAAUACUUUAUGAACGAAACAUAUGUGGAAUUUACAGCCAUGUAUUCUCUGAAAUCCAGUUUGGAUAAUGCAAUUAUGUGGAAAAAUUGU